AUGGUGCAGCAUCGUACCAAGAACGGUGACCAGCCGGACGAUUACUGGAAGCUGACGAAAGACUUGCGCUCCACAGUCAACCGGUUGUCACCAGGAGCAUUUGAAAGGGCACAAGAGCUCUUCUCACGAAAGUUGCGAGGAUCGCUCGACUACGAGCGGUGCACCGUGAAGGAACUCACAAGGUUCAGCUUGCAUCGGCAGCUUUUGAAGGCACAGGAGGGCAGUCUGGAAAGUCAUCGUCACGGAGAUGGGGCCUCGAGCCGCAUGGAAUCUGAGCAGGAGAAAGCAAGCCUGGUGGCUCUUCUCGAGAAAGCAGAUAACGACCAAGGAUUCGAUCGCUUCCUCGACCUACCUCCGGAACUUCGAGCCUGCGUGUACGACUCGUACUUCCGAUUGCUGCUGGAGAUGAACGAUGAGAGUCUGACAUCUCCACUUCCGCCUCCCAUCACUGAGGUCUGCUCGGUCCUACGCAAAGAGACUCUCAAGCCCUUCUAUCAGACUUGUUUCUUGGACCUACGCUUCGAGGAGAGCAGUGGAAACUACAGAAUGGCAGAGAAAGAGUCAAGAUUCUUUCUGAAUGCACCUCCAUCCCACGUCGCCAUGGUUCGAAAGAUCAAACUGCGCUGCGAAUUCCGAACUGGAGGAUUGUGGUUUCCUGUCGCUGUCGAGACCGACAUUGGGACUGGUGCUGUUCCCGCUAAGACUGAGCUUCUCAACGGGACUUCUUUGACUUGA
Messenger RNA from Zasmidium cellare ATCC 36951, 735 nucleotides. RefSeq lists its product as uncharacterized. The record is from RefSeq and is a predicted model, not a curated record. NCBI's taxonomy places the organism in Eukaryota, Fungi, Ascomycota, Dothideomycetes, Mycosphaerellales, Mycosphaerellaceae. The coding region runs from base 1 to 735 and encodes 244 amino acids. The transcript has a single exon.